UUUCAUCUUCUCGCGAUACUUAUGAGACUGGUGCUGAAUUCAAAUUGAACCUUCAACUUUUUGUUUGCCUGCCGAGCGAAUCGCCAAAAGCAGCAGCUGACAAUAAACCACAGCAUUGCUGCUGAAAGUGCUCUCCUCAAAGAUGGCAUGCAGCUCAGAUGUGCAGCGGCUUCAGCGGAAGCUGAAAGAGAAGGAGGAGGAAGUGCAGAAGGCUGCCCAGUAUGGCCUUCAGCUCCUGGAUGACCAACUCAAUUUGCAGAGCAAGUUGGAGGACCAGCGGGUAGAAAUGACCAAUGCUAUGGAGACUCUGGAGCAGGAGAAAUAUUCCCUCCAGCGGGAGGUGGAGCUGAAGGCACGCAUGCUGGCCAGUCUCCAGUCCGAGUUUGAUGAGGUCAAGAAACAGCAAAGGCACCUCCUGGAGCAGCAAGAAUCUCAGCUUGAAAGGAGCCAUGCCCAUGAACUCAGUGACUACAAGAACAAGAUGGAGCGCAUGAUAGUGGAGCGGGACGAGGCACAGCUGGCAGAGAAGCAGCUGCGACACAAGCUGGAGGUGCAGGCCGAGGCCCUGAGCAACAAGACCGAGGAGCUGCGCGCCCUGACCGAGCGAGCCCACGAGACCAUGUCCUCUGAGAUCUUGGAGCUGCAGGUCCAGAGGAUGGACAUGGAGGCUGCCAUGGCCGACUUGAAGAUGGAGCUCCAGGAGUGCCAGUACAAAGAGCAGCAGCUGCAGCUGGCGAACACCAGUCUGCAGCGGCAGGUGGAGCAGCUGACGGAGGAGAAGGAGGAACGCCAGAAGGAAGCUGUCUCUUGCUACAACGCUCUGGAGAAAGCACGUGAAACCAAUCAGGAGCUACAGAUCCAGCUGGACCAGCUGCUUCAAAAGGAACAGGAUCCAAAUAGCAGAGGAAACUCUCUCUUUGCUGAGGUGGAGGACAAGCGAGCGGAGAUGGAGAAGCAGUUGAUCAGCGUGAAGGUUCAGUACAAGUCCCUGCAGCAGCAGCAUGCUUUCUCUAAGCAGCAGAUGCAUCGCAUGAAGGUGCAGAUUGCUGCCCUGAUGCAGCUUCAGGGGUCGGGGGCAGACCCUGAGCAGCUUGAGCGCAUGCAGUCCAUGCUGUCGCAGAAGAACAAAGAGAUCGAAGCACUCAUGACCAAAGUGCGGCAGCUGGAAUCUGAUCAGAUUAGUCUGAAGGCUAUGUGCCCAUCUGGCCCACCUGCAGACGGUGAAACGCAUGACGACACCUACUACACAGAUCUUCUUCAGAUGAAACUAUCCAAUUCUGUUAAGGAUUCUGAUCAGCUGAAAAAAGAGCUGUCCCUGGAGAGGAUGAAGUCUCUGUCGGAGAGCCAGAGGGUGCUAGAGAUGGAGAGAAAAUUGUUCGCCACACAGCAGGCCCUCAAACAGAGCCAGGGGGACAACAUCAGGCUGCAGGUCAAAGUGGAAGAACUGCGUCUCAAAUACGAGCCAAGUGAGGUGGGUAAAGGCCGCGUCCAGAAGCGCAGGCGAGAGAAGCUUCCAGUCGAUCUCCCCGCUGAAGGCCCUGUGCCGAGCCAAGACGCCCCCCCUGCCAUGGAGACCGAGCUGGCCAGCCGCCCAGAGGCUGACCCCUCUAAGCCAGAGCCAGCACCAGGGCCCCCCCAGUGUCCUCUGCAGCCUGCCAAUGCCCCGCUCCUAAACCCCACGCAGCCCCGGGACAGCAAGUGUGUGCGCAUCUCCGACGAGCCGCCAGUUACCAUCCCAAAACCGCCCAGGUCCCCAUCAGAAGAGAGCAGUGUGACAGAAGAGAUGGACACCAGGCAGGGAGAGGGGGAGAACUGGCAUGGCGAGAGGAAAAAGAAAUCAAAGUAUCCCACCCCCAUCCAUGCUGUCCCACAUAAUACAAUGCAAAACCAAUGUGCCCAGCAGUAGUUCUGAACUAUAACUGAUAUUGGCUUUUUUACUUAUUAGAUAUAAUAAAUUAAUAAAACAACUACAAAAUU
This is a messenger RNA of Alosa sapidissima (American shad), 1977 nucleotides long. It is a transcript of the gene spdl1, whose product is annotated as spindle apparatus coiled-coil protein 1. The transcript is spliced from 12 exons. Lineage: Eukaryota; Metazoa; Chordata; Actinopteri; Clupeiformes; Clupeidae. Gene Ontology annotation, biological process: establishment of mitotic spindle orientation; mitotic metaphase chromosome alignment; mitotic spindle assembly checkpoint signaling. The record is from RefSeq and is a predicted model, not a curated record. Gene Ontology annotation, cellular component: outer kinetochore; spindle pole. Gene Ontology annotation, molecular function: kinetochore binding. Bases 143 to 1906 code for a protein of 587 amino acids.